CUCAGAGGCGCCAGACCUGGACCGGGCCUGACUCUCGCGAGAACGGCGCUGUUGUCGCGAGACUACGGUCCGGCGAGGCUCCUGGAUUCAACUGGACUCCUGCCUGCUGUUGACGCUGCCGUGGACACCAGUCAUCAUGGGAAGCGUGUUCAGCAACCUGUUGAAGAGCCUGAUCGGCAAGAAGGAGAUGAGGAUUCUGAUGGUGGGACUGGACGCUGCUGGCAAGACCACCAUCCUGUACAAGCUGAAGCUGGGGGAGAUCGUCACCACCAUCCCCACCAUCGGUUUCAAUGUGGAGACGGUGGAGUACAAGAACAUCAGCUUCACGGUGUGGGACGUGGGCGGCCAGGACAAGAUCCGUCCUCUGUGGCGGCACUACUUCCAGAACACCCAAGGUCUGAUCUUCGUGGUGGACAGCAACGACCGCGAGCGCGUGACUGAAGCUCGGGAGGAGCUGAUGAGGAUGCUGUCGGAGGACGAGCUGCGAGAUGCCGUCCUGCUGGUCUUUGCCAACAAACAGGAUCUUCCCAACGCCAUGAACGCGGCUGAGAUCACAGACAAGUUGGGCCUUCACUCGCUGCGCCAACGCAACUGGUACAUCCAGGCCACCUGCGCCACCAGCGGCGACGGCCUGUACGAGGGUCUGGACUGGCUGGCCACCCAGCUGAAGAACAAGAAGUAAAGGGGACAGUCCGUCGUGAGGGAGAGCCCGGGACUGGGAGGGCCGGCCUCUGCUUCGAGCACGUCCUCUCUGUUCCCAUGGAGAGCUGGUGCUGAGGGAGCAGACGCCCCGGGUGCCCUGGUUUAGGUCGGCAGUUUCACCGUCGUCCUCAUCCUCUCCCAUCAUCAUCGUCAUCCUCCUUGUUGUUAUCGUCCUCUCCCAUCUGCAUCUUCACCAUCGUCAUGAUGGUUGCUCAUACUGGCUGCAGCUGCACUGACUUCCUGUUUCUCCUGGCGUGGGACCCAGCGGUGUCUUCUUUGCUCCACUCUGGUCUCUUCUCCUCUGCUUCCUCCCUCCGUGUCCCGUCAUGUGCUGGAGUGUACUCAUGGUCAGCGUCCUCAGCCGUCUGGUGUCAUGGUGUCUGCUGAAGCUCUGGGAUGCUUCAGGCUGGCCUUCAGGCCGUGGGAUGCUUCAGACCUGACUCCUCGUUCGUCUUGCUGUGGGACACUCUCUCUUCCACACCUUUCCACUCACACCUGCUGUGGUUUCGCUCGAGCCGUUGACUUGGUGACACCAGUCUUGUGUUUGUUGAUGAUUUUUGGGACCAAAUAUCCAGGUUUUUCUCUGCUUUGGAUUUGUGUAACAAGAUGCUGACUCGUGUGGUACAACCUGCUGUGUGGACGAGCAAGUGUAAAGACACCAACCCAUGGUUUAGUACCAGCGUCCAGCUAUUGUGUGUGUGUCUGUCCUUGUUGAGCUAUUCUUGUGGGGACCCCACAAAUCCAAGCCUCAAUUUGAGGGUUGACGCUUCAAAAUCGCUGACUCGUAACUGGGUUUCAGUCUGGUUCAGUUAGUCAUGUGUUUGGCAGGGUUAGGUUCAGGUCCACACACGGAUAGCGAGACAGUGUGUAGUUGUGCUGGGGUCGUCCCUGGUUUGGGGGGUCUCCGGCGCCCCCGCUACUGAGAGCCAACACAUGGAAAGACUGAAGCAUGUUGUGAGUCAGCGAUCGUCUGCUGGCCUGUGGGUGGCACCGAGUGACGCCGACACAAGUGGACGCUGAGGAGCGCCAUGCUCCUUCUUCUGUCCACGUGGCAGCUGCUGUUCUCUUUGGCUCAUUUGAUUCCACGUCGUACUCGUCUCCCAAUCCUGACUUUGAAUCUGCUGACGCGGCAGAACUGGGCCUCCACAAGGACUCGCCACACGUACGCCUGGUGAGGGUUGAAUCAAAGAACAUUUGGUGACUCUGUUAUUGUUGAUCAAUCAAUAAAGUCUCGGACACAGUCGUCUGUCUGUCGGCGGCAC
This is a messenger RNA of Synchiropus splendidus (mandarinfish), 1964 nucleotides long. RefSeq names its product ADP-ribosylation factor 3a (gene arf3a). Bases 137 to 682 code for a protein of 181 amino acids. The transcript has 5 exons. Gene Ontology annotation, cellular component: plasma membrane; cytoplasm. The record is from RefSeq and is a predicted model, not a curated record. Gene Ontology annotation, molecular function: GTP binding; GTPase activity. Gene Ontology annotation, biological process: vesicle-mediated transport; intracellular protein transport. Lineage: Eukaryota; Metazoa; Chordata; Actinopteri; Syngnathiformes; Callionymidae.